Bombyx mandarina (wild silkworm) is the source of this 422-nucleotide messenger RNA. It is a transcript of the gene UQCR-Q, whose product is annotated as Ubiquinol-cytochrome c reductase ubiquinone-binding protein. Gene Ontology annotation, biological process: mitochondrial electron transport, ubiquinol to cytochrome c. The record is from RefSeq and is a predicted model, not a curated record. Gene Ontology annotation, cellular component: respiratory chain complex III. NCBI's taxonomy places the organism in Eukaryota, Metazoa, Arthropoda, Insecta, Lepidoptera, Bombycidae.
AUUAGUCUGUGGAUGCCCUUCUAGGUAUUUUUCUUUACAUUCUAGCCUGAAUAUUACGUAAGAUUUUAUUGCAAAAGUUAGAAGUUAGAAGUUCACCACUAUGGGCAAACACUUUGGAGAACUAGCUAAAAUUCGGGGUCUUGUCACCUACAAGAUAUCUGCCCAUGAACAACGAGCAUAUGCUGGAGCUAUUUCAAAUGGUAUUCCUAAUAUCUUCAGAAGAUUUCGUGAGAGCGUUUUUAAAGUAGUCCCGCCCUUCAUCAUUGGAUACUUGAUAUAUGAAGGAGUUGAAAGGGAGCAUCACAGACUAUCACGGAAGAACCCUGCUGAUUUUGAAAAUGAUCAAUAAACAUAGUUUGCAAAUUAAAAUUGUUUAAUGUAGAAAUUAAUUUAAAUUAAAUUAAAUCUAAAAUGUAAUUUCA